Dama dama (fallow deer) is the source of this 3657-nucleotide messenger RNA. It is a transcript of the gene ABLIM2, whose product is annotated as actin binding LIM protein family member 2. Gene Ontology annotation, molecular function: actin filament binding. The coding region runs from base 107 to 2044 and encodes 645 amino acids. Gene Ontology annotation, cellular component: actin cytoskeleton. The transcript has 21 exons. NCBI's taxonomy places the organism in Eukaryota, Metazoa, Chordata, Mammalia, Artiodactyla, Cervidae. Gene Ontology annotation, biological process: cytoskeleton organization; lamellipodium assembly. The record is from RefSeq and is a predicted model, not a curated record.
CUGCGGGCGGGCCGGCCGCCCAUCCCGCCUGCAGGCGCUGCACCUGCGGACACAAGCGUCCGGCUGCCGCCCCGCCCCGGCGACCCGACUCCAAGCUGCCGCCGAGAUGAGCGCGGUGUCAGAGCCGCAGGCUGCUCCCAGCCCCCCGGAGAAGCCGCCCAGCACGGCCAUCCUGUGUAACACCUGCGGGAACGUGUGCAGGGGCGAGGUGCUGCGGGUGCAGAACAAGUACUUCCACAUCCAGUGCUUCAUCUGCAAAGCGUGCGGCUGUGACCUGGCCGAGGGCGGCUUCUUCGUGCGGCAGGGUGAGUACAUCUGCACACAGGACUACCAGAGGCUGUACGGGACCCGCUGCUUCAGCUGCGACCGCUUCAUCGAGGGCGAGGUGGUGUCGGCUCUGGGCAAGACCUACCACCCGGACUGCUUCGUGUGUGCUGUCUGCCGGUCGCCCUUCCCGCCGGGGGACCGAGUGACCUUCAACGGCAAGGAAUGCAUGUGCCAGAAGUGCUCCCUGCCCAAGUCAGCGGGCAGCAGCGUGCCCCUGUGCCAGGGCCUCUGGAGCUGCGGGGGCUGCGGAGCCGAGAUCAAGAACGGCCAGUCCCUGGUGGCCUUGGACAAACACUGGCACCUGGGCUGUUUCAAGUGCAAGACCUGCGGCAAACAGCUGAACGCGGAGUACAUCAGCAAGGAUGGGCUGCCCUACUGCGAGGCCGACUAUCACACCAAGUUCGGGAUCCGCUGCGACGGCUGUGAGAAGUACAUCACGGGACACGUGCUGGAGGCCGGGGAGAAGCACUACCACCCUCUGUGCGCGCUAUGUGUCCGGUGCGGCCGGAUGUUCGCAGAAGGCGAGGAGAUGUACCUGCAAGGCUCCUCCAUUUGGCACCCGGCCUGUCGACAAGCAGCCAGAACUGAAGAUAAAAACAAGGAAACCAGGACGUCCUCAGAGAGCAUCAUUUCGGUACCUGCUUCCAGCACCUCAGGGUCUCCAAGCCGCGUGAUUUAUGCCAAGCUGGGCGAUGAGAUCCUGGACUACAGAGACCUGGCCGCUCUCCCUAAGAGCAAGGCCAUCUACAACAUCGACCGCCCCGACAUGAUCUCCUACUCGCCCUACAUCAGCCACUCGGUGGGGGACCGGCAGAGCUACAGCGAGGGGGAGCAGGACGACCGCUCCUACAAGCAAUGCAGGACCUCCAGCCCCAGCUCCACCGGGUCGGUCAGCCUCGGCCGAUACACACCAACCUCGCGGUCACCCCAGCACUAUAGCCGUCCAGCUGGUACUGCGAGCGUCGGUACCAGUAGCUGCCUGUCCCUGUCCCAACACCCAAGCCCUUCUUCCGUGUUCAGACAUCAUUACAUCCCGUACUUCCGAGGCAGUGAAAGUGGCCGGAGUACUCCCAGCCUCUCUGUGCUCUCAGACAGCAAGCCUCCCCCCUCCACCUACCAGCAGGCUCCUCGCCAUUUCCACGUCCCAGACACUGGCGUCAAAGAUAACAUCUAUAGGAAACCCCCCAUCUACAAGCAGCAUGCCGCGAGGCGAUCCGAUGGGGAGGAUGGAGGUUUCGACCCGGAUAACAGGAAGCAGAAGACCAGCUGGCUGAUUCUCAAGGGGGAGGCAGACACGAGGACCAACUCUCCAGACCUAGAUAGCCAGUCUUUGUCCCUCAGUAGCGGGACCGACAGAGGCCCUCCCCAGACGGUUCCAGGGGACAACUUCUACUCACGGCUUCCCUAUUCCAAGUCUGACCCUGUCUCAGGACAUGGCAAGAAUGGCUUGGACCACCGGAAUGCCAAUGUGGGCCCUGGCGGAGCAGACCCGGAUGCCGGCUGGGGCACGCGAGAAUACAAGAUCUAUCCGUAUGACGCCCUUAUUGUCACAAACCGGAUCCGAGUGAAGCUGCCCAAGGACGUGGAUCGGACGCGACUGGAGAGACACCUGUCGCCCGAGGAGUUCCGAGAAGUGUUUGGGAUGAGCAUGGAAGAGUUCGACCGCCUGGCCCUCUGGAAGAGGAACGACCUCAAGAAGAAAGCCCUGCUGUUCUGACGCUGCUGGGGGGUGGGGCGCCCUGCCCAUGCGCGUGCUUGCGGGAACCACCAGACCCCCCUCCUCUUGCCCUCGGCUCUGGCUUCUCUGUGUCCACCGUGGGCAGGCGGGCGGUGGGCGCCUAGGAAGGGCCAGUUGGGGGGGACUGGGGGCGGGAGGAGGUCCCACAGCAGGUAGAGCCCCCGUUUCUGGUUUCUGCCAGCACAGCCCCCACGCCUAGUUUGCCGCCCAGACCCCUGGCUUUGCACUGUCCUACCCCGCUGCCGCUUGCCAUCGGGAAGGAAGAUGUGGCGAGGUCGCUGCCCAGAGACGCAGGACCACUUAGACGCACGCAGCCCACCCUCCCACCUCCCUGCAGUGCCCUCCCCGCACUGGGCCCCCGGGGUACACAGAGGACGGGAGUGGACACCUGAGGGGCUUAAUCAGUGACGGGCGCUGACGGGUUACGGUGUGGGCACCCUGCUCCUGGUGUCCAUGGCCCCGCUUCCCUGCUCAGCCUGGGAGGCACGGCCUGGCACGCAGGCCCCCGUCCCCCGCCCCGGGCCUCCCCGGGGCCGUCAGAAGCAUGGGGGGCAAUUUGCAGCCUUCGUGUUUAGGGAGGACCUUCAACCCGAAGGCGCACCUUCUGCCGGGGAUCCCGUGCGCUGCGUUCCUCUUCCAGAUGCCUAAACGAUAUCUUUAAAGUUAACACAGAAGUUUUUAUUUUGUUAAAGAGUAGAGCCUACUUAAACACAAAGACGACAUAUAUAAAGAGUUUAAUUUUAUGGUCCCGCUGAAAGGGAGCGCGCCAGCCUUAUUCUCCACCGUUGCAUCUGUGUUCCAGGUUUCAUGUGUGUUCCUAACACACAGGACUUCUUGUCUGUUUCCUUUGUGCUCUUUUUUUCUUUUUUCUCUUUUUGGCCUGUCACACAGGCACCCCGAAAGGCAGAACCCCCCCCCCCCCACCGCCCACACACCCCAUACCGCGGUUUGUAAGGACACCUUAAGUACGGCCACACUGUGUUUCUCGCUGUCGUUUUCCAAGUCUUGCAGAAAACAUCCUCCCCUGAUGGCCAAAGCCCCCCAGUUAAGGGUUCCCAUGGUCCCGGAUAAUGCUUGAUGCAGCUUUCAGCGCACCCUCUUCGUCACGUGGCCGGUGGAGUCCCCCUUUGCCCCCCUCUCCCCGUAAACCCCCCAGCGAGGGAAGGCUGGUGUCCAGUCCUGAGAACGACGACACCCGGACCCUCCGGGAAGAUGGGAUGGGAGAUGCUGCCGAGAUCGGUCAAGUCGGCAGGGAGACCUGCCGGCCAUGCGGGUAGAGUGUGGUUACCUGAACGUUUGUACAGUGCAUCGAGGGGCCUGUGAAACACUGCACGGUGUCCCGGAGUGUGGGCCCCGCCUUCGUGCCCCGCGUCCGUCUGUGCGUCCUGGACGUCCGUCUGUUCCGUCCGCGUGACUCCGCCCCUGUAGUCCUGCUGUGCGCCCGGCUCUCCAGCGAGGCUUGGCCUGGGAGGGGGUUUCUCAGCACCGAGCAUAUGCUUCCCUCCGCGUCGCGAUCUGAGCCCGAGCCGCUGGAAACCCCUAUUUUCUCACUAGUGAGCGUCUUGUCGGACCAGGGGAGCCUGGAAAAAAUA